Scylla paramamosain (green mud crab) is the source of this 2464-nucleotide messenger RNA. RefSeq lists its product as uncharacterized. Gene Ontology annotation, cellular component: cytoplasm. Gene Ontology annotation, molecular function: calcium-dependent cysteine-type endopeptidase activity. The record is from RefSeq and is a predicted model, not a curated record. Gene Ontology annotation, biological process: proteolysis. Bases 1 to 2019 code for a protein of 672 amino acids. NCBI's taxonomy places the organism in Eukaryota, Metazoa, Arthropoda, Malacostraca, Decapoda, Portunidae. The transcript is spliced from 18 exons.
AUGAAUAAGCUAUUUCCUGACCCCAAUGUGGUGGAGGCACGCUGUGACAAUGGUCUGGUGCGUGGUCAUGCUUACUCCAUCACUCGCAUCAAGUAUUGUGACAUCCAGACUCCAAGGGUGUCAGGCAAGAUCCCUCUGGUGCGCAUCCGUAACCCUUGGGGCAAUGAAGCAGAGUGGGUUGGCCCCUGGAGUGACAAGAGUCAAGAAUGGCAGUUCAUUCCUCCUGAGGAGAAAGAAGAGAUGGGUCUCACCUUUAAACAUGAUGGGGAGUUUUGGAUGUCUUUCAAGGACUUCUUGACCAACUUCACCAUGCUGGAGAUGACCAACCUCAACCCAGACUCCCUGGAGGACGAGGACAUCAUCGGCUCCGUGCAGCACAAGUGGGAGAUGAGUGUGUUUGAGGGAGCCUGGAUCAGGGGCUCCUCAUCUGGCGGAUGUAGGAAUUUCCUUGAUACAUUCUGGCACAAUCCUCAGUACAGAAUCACUUUGACUGAGGUUGAUGAUGAUGAUGACAACAAGUGUACAGUGAUUGUGGCACUGAUGCAGAAGAAUCGCCGUUCACAGAGGAAGCUUGGCUUAGAGUGCCUUACUAUUGGCUUUGCAAUUUAUUAUUUACGAGACCCAGAUGGUGUUCCUCGGCCUUUAGAUCUGAACUUCUUCAAGUAUUCUGCCUCAGUGGCUCGUUCCCCAUCCUUCAUCAACAUGAGGGAGGUGUCUUGUCGCUUCAAGCUGCCCCCUGGCACUUACUGCAUUGUGCCAUCCACCUUUGAGCCUAAUGAAGAAGGAGAGUUCAUUUUGAGAGUCUUCUCUGAAAAAGCCAAUGAAAUGGAGUAUGUGGCCAGCUGUGCUAUGCCUAACCUGGGGUGUAAUACAAUGCUCUACAAGACUGUUCCUUUCCACCAGGUGGCAAUGAGGCUAGGACCAGUGUCUUGCCAGGGUGUAGUGCUGCACCACACAGAGGACAUCCGUUGCCCCUUAAAGCGUACCAGCCAGCCUGCCCACCACACCCAAGUCAACAACCACUCUGUCGUCAUUGCAGAAAAACACAAUCAACAUGACCUGUUCUCCCCUGAGCCUGACCCCAAUGUGGUGGAGGCACGCUGUGACAAUGGUCUGGUGCGUGGUCAUGCUUACUCCAUCACUCGCAUCAAGUAUUGUGACAUCCAGACUCCAAGGGUGUCAGGCAAGAUCCCUCUGGUGCGCAUCCGUAACCCUUGGGGCAAUGAAGCAGAGUGGGUUGGCCCCUGGAGUGACAAGAGUCAAGAAUGGCAGUUCAUUCCUCCUGAGGAGAAAGAAGAGAUGGGUCUCACCUUUAAACAUGAUGGGGAGUUUUGGAUGUCUUUCAAGGACUUCUUGACCAACUUCACCAUGCUGGAGAUGACCAACCUCAACCCAGACUCCCUGGAGGACGAGGACAUCAUCGGCUCCGUGCAGCACAAGUGGGAGAUGAGUGUGUUUGAGGGAGCCUGGAUCAGGGGCUCCUCAUCUGGCGGAUGUAGGAAUUUCCUUGAUACAUUCUGGCACAAUCCUCAGUACAGAAUCACUUUGACUGAGGUUGAUGAUGAUGAUGACAACAAGUGUACAGUGAUUGUGGCACUGAUGCAGAAGAAUCGCCGUUCACAGAGGAAGCUUGGCUUAGAGUGCCUUACUAUUGGCUUUGCAAUUUAUUAUUUACGAGACCCAGAUGGUGUUCCUCGGCCUUUAGAUCUGAACUUCUUCAAGUAUUCUGCCUCAGUGGCUCGUUCCCCAUCCUUCAUCAACACGAGGGAGGUGUCUUGUCGCUUCAAGCUGCCCCCUGGCACUUACUGCAUUGUGCCAUCCACCUUUGAGCCUAAUGAAGAAGGAGAGUUCAUUUUGAGAGUCUUCUCUGAAAAAGCCAAUGAAAUGGAGAAAAGCGUACCAGCCAGCCUGCCCACCACACCCAAGUCAACAACCACUCUGUCGUCACUGCAGAAAAACACAAUCAACAUGACCCGUUCUCCCCUAAGACUCAAAGGGUUCUCAAUGCAACACUGCUGAUUUCAUGAUACUGACAAGAACUGACUGUCACCUUGCUAUGUCCAACAGGAAAAGCGUACCAGCCAGCCUGCCCACCACACCCAAGUCAACAACCACUCUGUCGUCACUGCAGAGAAACACAAUCAACAUGACCCGUUCUCCCCUGAGAGGUGAACCAGGCCAACACAAGACAGAUGGGAUGCAAGAACACUGUUGACACAUCAAUACUUCAUACAAGGCAAUAAAGCGGCUACCACCACCAUGACCACCAUGACCACCACCACCACCAUGACCACCGCCACCACCACCACCACCACCACCACCACCACCACAGCACUCAGCGUGGCACAGAAGGAACAGAGCCAGGCGGAAAACAAGGACUAAGAUCCACUGCCACUUCCAAAUAAGACACCAGGAGGAGAGACAAUUCCGUGCAGUUUGUCAGUGAAGUAUUACAAAGGUGAGU